AUGCCUGUCUCAGAGUGUGCGGAUUGUUUUCAUCCUCCCAGGUGGGUGCUCACUGAGACCAACGGGUCUCGUGUGCUAACUUCCUUCCCUGCCGUGGACUGUCAAUGUCGCAGAGAUGGAGCGGUCACUCUCAACAUCGACGUUUUCCGAGCCGUUCUUUCUUUCCUCUCAACCUCAGAGCUCAUCGGAGUCUCUCAAUCCUCGCAUCUCUUCCAUGAAGAAGCCUGGAAAGAAAUGCUUUCGCGACCUGUGUUCCUCAACAGCCACAAGCAGUUCGCAUCAUUUCACCACUUCCUCGCAAACGGAGAUCCCGUACGAUACUGCUUCCUUCGCGUUCUGUCCUUGUAUAACAUCGUUGCGGCUACCGAUAACAUGGUCCAAUGGUCCGUCGAUGCACUCACGCAAAUCAUUCGCUCAUCCAUACACCUCGAGAAGCUGGACAUCCUGGGAUGUGAAAAACUACUCUUCUCCAGGCCACAGCCAGACUUCGUGUCGUCUAUUGCUUCGCUCCGCCAUCUUCGCCAUAUCCUCUGCUCGUCACAUGUCAAGGAAACACAUCCCCAUGCGCUUGAACUACUACAUAAUCUCCCACAGCACACACUGAAAUCGUUGCAGUUCAAUCACUUCCCAGACAUGAUCAACCUCCUUACUGCCGACUUCCUCAACCUUCUGGCGCAGCGCCAGCCACAACUCGAAGACGUGUCCCUCACGUAUCCGUCCAUCGUAAAGGGUACCUGGAAACCGUUCGCAAACGUAACAGUCCUAAAGAUCACCAUCGCAGACGGCUGGAUCCACCUACCUCAACUCGUCGAGAUGUUCCCUCGUGCCAUGGAGGUCUGUGCCUCCUCCCUUACGCGUAUGUUUACGGACCCGAACCCCGCACCGUUUGAGGAACUGGCGCAAGAUCCUUCCCGUGUUGCCGCCCUCGCCUUCCAGGACUCCGGACGCGGUUGGCCGCUUUUGCACUCUCUUUCAGGCUCCAGUUUCGAUCUCUUCUCGCUAGCGCUCACCUGUCCUGUCCGUCGCGUCGUCAUCAAUCCAUACGAGCCUCAUAGGGCGUGGCACGAGCCUCAGCGGGACAUCAUUGCGCGUACGCGUCCAAAGCGUGUCGACCUGACCACGAGCUGCGCGGACUACGCACGCCCGCUUCCGUCCGCGGGGCCGAAUUUGUUGGUGUACGACUCCGGUCCGACUCCUGGGGCAGUCACCCAUCUCGUCAUCGGGCUCUCGGUGUUCAUGUUCCGCCCGCCGCCCAAUGUCACCGCGAACAUACUGGUACGUGGUUCUCCCGUAUAUCGCUUGCUUCGACAGUACUCAGGCAGCGCUCCACAGGAAUCCAUCGCGCCCUUCUUGCAAGGUUCGCGCGUGGAAUAUGUCCAUCUAGCCAUCGCCGAAUACUUUGGGUGGGGAGAGAUCGACGAAGACGCGAUCGUGAACCCUAAUCCGGCUCGCAUCAGCGACAAGAACGCGUCCGUUGCGGCCUCCAUCGACAUUGCCCUCCUCGUUUCUGGGAUCGCGGCGACGGCACCCACGAUUCGCGCCGUCGUGCUCACGAUUUCGAUGCGGGAGCAAAGCGUAUGGGAGAUCCAGAGGCAAGAUGGGCACCUGAUGUCGAGGCGCCUGGAGCAGUUUGCGGGACGGAGGCUGGUGAGGGAAGAAGAGCGAUACAGGCCCUAG
Epithele typhae is the source of this 1677-nucleotide messenger RNA. RefSeq lists its product as uncharacterized. The transcript has a single exon. Bases 1 to 1677 code for a protein of 558 amino acids. The record is from RefSeq and is a predicted model, not a curated record. NCBI's taxonomy places the organism in Eukaryota, Fungi, Basidiomycota, Agaricomycetes, Polyporales, Epitheliaceae.